Molecule: messenger RNA, 1051 nt
Organism: Cimex lectularius (bed bug)
Lineage: Eukaryota; Metazoa; Arthropoda; Insecta; Hemiptera; Cimicidae
Product: MAGE-like protein 2
Exons: 2
Coding region: 293-991 (232 amino acids)
Source: RefSeq, a predicted model, not a curated record
AUCCCUGAGUGUCUUUAAAUACAGAUAAAAGCAUAGAUUAUUUUAUUGUUGAUUAAUUAUCGUUAUCUGACAUAAUGAACGAUUAAUUCGAUGUCAUAAUGUGACUCAAAAAAGAACGAUUUUUUUGUGAAAACCAUCAUCCAAAAAGACUCGCGACAACAGUUGAGACAUCCAAUUUAUGUAAUUCGUUUUCCCAAGUUUCCAGGCGUGAAAAUCAAACGACAAAAGGCGAAAGUGUUCUUUAGACAGGAUAUAAGACCGAGGCCCACAUGUAGGCGGUCGCAGAAUAGCUAUGACAGCGGUGAUGAAGGCAUAUCUCGUAUUACUAUUGUGCGUCGCGACCUGUUUGGGGGAGGACGCUUUGAAGGCGAACGACCCGUCCAGGAGUCAAGGAAAAAGAGGUGUCGAAGUCGUGGAUGAUUAUUCAGGACAUGGAAACAAUGGACAUUCGGGAGCGGUGAGCUUCAGCCAUGUGACCCAUUCGUACCAAAACCAUCCAGUACAUCAUCAGCAAGGUAUUCAGCAGCGUCAACAUUUGCAGCACGACCAGCCUGUCCAGGUCCACCAGUCGGUUCAGUACCACCAACCCGUGCAGCAAUAUCAACAGGUGCAGCACUAUCAGCCCUUGCAACAUUACCAACCCUUGAACACGUACGCGAUAACCAAGGAGGUCCCUUACCCGGUCCCGGUCGAGAGGCCGGUACCCGUACCCGUUAAGGUCCCGGUCCCUGUACCCGUCGAAAGGCCGUUCCCGGUCCCUGUGAUCAAACCUGUACCUUAUUACGUUGAAAAGCACGUCCCGGUGCCCGUCAAGGUUCCCGUUAAAGUAGAACAACCAGACUACAUUCUUACUAAGGUGCCACUCGUCUACCAUGCGACAUACCAGGACCAGCCCGCCUACAAUACAGGUUACAAUCAAGGUUUCUCGGAUUAUAACGGAGGAAAGAACCAACAAUUUCAACACCAGCGUGGUUACAACGAGCAAUAUUAAGCCUUCGAUCGCUUAAGAUAUAAUUCUAAUAUGUAAUAUAUGCUUUGUACUUUUUUAAGG